GAGACGGUGGGUGAGCUUCUGGCGGCCUCUGAGGACUUGAAAACCACCGCUGAGCUGAUUCGGCGGUAUAUCUUGGUCGUCCACCGGGCAUGGAAGAAGGGCGCCCAAGGAGCUGCAGAGGCAGUGCCGGAUCUCAGCUCCCUGCAGCCUCUCGUGGAUUUGGCCUCAGCCAAGGCCUUGGACGAAAAGGAGGAGGACCACAUGAGGAACUGCUGCCUGCAGUCGCUCCGUGGUGAGCACCUUCUUGCUCAAAAGAGUUACUUGGAUUUGAUCCACGGCUCCAAGACCUGGGUCACCGGAGGCCUCCUGUACAUCUCGAGUGACGAGCCCAAGGGCAACGAGCGCAUGUGGGGUCAAAAGUGGCGAAAGAUCGAAGACAAGGGCUCCCUGCUGGACAAUGCAGCCACGCAGAAAGCGCUUCAGAGUUUCAAGCGCCUCUUAUCCUACCGAGAGAAGGUGGGGAAGUGA
Symbiodinium sp. CCMP2456 is the source of this 468-nucleotide messenger RNA. The record is from the annotation of a GenBank genome assembly. Lineage: Eukaryota; Dinophyceae; Suessiales; Symbiodiniaceae.